UUGACCUCCUUAACGACCGCCAUUAAACCUUGGAAUCCGGGACAUUCUCUUCAUUUCUAUUACAUUGUUCGGCUUUGCACACGUUAAAAUCAUUUUACAUUUUAAAAUAAAAAGUAAACCUCUGAAUUAUGGUUGUCAGCAGCAUUAUCAGAUGAUCAUUGUUAAGAAAAUGACGCAGACUUUAAUGUUAUUGUAUUCUGCCUUCUUCGUUUCAUGCUUUUCUGACCAUUGCAACGUAUUUUAUUCGCGUUCCAGUGUUUUUCCUGUAACAUAUGUGGGCAGACAAGCAGCAUAAAUUAUGUGCUAAAGACAUUUCGAUCGAUUCAGUGGUAAGUUACCAGAUGCUAUCACAACUUUGUUUACUUUGAAUAAUUUUUUUUCCUUUUCUCCAUUGAACUGCGUGUCUGCAUUCUACGACACGAGAUAUUAGGGCAUAUCUUUUAGUGUUGUGGAUUGGCAGCUAGUUUAAAAGGGAGCAACAGGUUCAAUGUUCGAUUCUCUUUGUGCGUUGGAAUUUGGUAAACUAUAUAGUAGCAUCUAAGCGGUGCAUUCGAGAGGUGUUGAGGUAAAUGUACAGAAAUAUUAGCAAGCAAUAAAUCCUGUAAACGCAGGUUUCUGGUUGGAGUCUGGUCUCAGGCAUUGAGAGUGAACUCCGGAGUUGUAAAAUAAAGUUACAGAUUUGAUUCCACGCUGAUGGUCAGGAAGAAGGAACACAGGGACUAUAUUAAAACCCUAGAAUAAAAACUCACAACUACGCAGUAAGCCCUAGUUUGAAUUUUCCGGCGUAUGAAUUUGGUAUACCUGGAGCAUUGAAGGGCUAAAUAAAGAACAAAAUUUAGGCGGUGGUAUUGGGUUGUGCAGGGUUUUGGAGCAUUCGAUUUUGGUCCUUAUACUGCAAAUCUGGAGCAUCGUAGGGAAACAGUGCAGGGGGGUGAAAAAUAAUGUGUAUUAUGUGCGUGGCAUCACGGUGGUCACGGCGGAUUGUUACCAUGUUGCCGUGUGUCGUGAUUCCUCUUCUACUUUUAUGGGCACUUUCACAGGCGCUUCCUCCGCGUCUUAGGUUUGAGCUCACCUCCCCUCGGUUGGCAUGUGUUUUUGUGCUUCUGGUUAUCCUUGGAUGGUAUGAAGUCAUAAUGCCGCGGCUUUUGUUGUGGAGAGCGAGGAGGAGUGCUCUUUUGAGGGACAGGAGAAGAAUUCAGGCCCAAGAAGCUGCCAAAUGGCGUAAGGAGGCGACAAGGAGGUGCAGGAACUGUUUGACAGCUUACAGGGAUCAGGCACCUGCAGGAGGCAGGUUUAUGUGUACAUACUGCGGUCAUGUCUCACGGAGGCCUGUUUUAGAUAUACCUGGCAUUGCCUCUGGGCUUGUUAGUUCAGGGAUUCCAUCAAGUGCAGUUCUCUUAAAAGGGGGAAUAGCUCAAAUUGGCAUUCCCGUUCAAAGUCUCUAUGGGGGAAAGAAUCUCAAGUCAUGGAAUGGGAAAGGAUGGCCUGUAGGGACUGGAUGGUCUGGAGGCAAGUCAAAGAUGGGCGAUAGCCCUUGGGCAAAAGAAUGGCCUGGCGGUGACUCAUGGUUAAGGGGAUCUUGGCCAGGAGGGCCCAAUUAUUUGGGAGGCAACAAUAACAUGUUUGGAGAUGUGUUUGGGGGAGGGGAAAAAUGUUCUGCUUGUGAGUCAUAUCCGAGAGUUGUUAUUUUCUUCUUGAGAAUUGUAGGAUUUUUUAUCUUCUGCAUAAGAUGGUUUUGGAAAAAGAUUUUCAGAAGAGGUUCUCUAGGGGGUGAGCAAUCAUUAAGUUCUGGAUCAAAGGGAUGCUUGAGGAAGGGUGAAGAAGGAUACAAUGGUCAAGGAACUAAAGGAGAAAAAGCCCGGAGAAAGGCAGAAGAGAGAAGACAGGCUAGGUUAGAGAAAGAAAUGCGAGAAGAAGAAGAGAGAAAACAGCGAGAAGAGGUGGCUAGAUUGGUGGAGGAACAGAGAAGGAUAAGAGAUGAGAAAUCGAAGGCUGAAAGAGAGAGUGAACAGGAACUUACUGCACAGAGGGAGAAGGAAAUUAGAAGGGAGAGGGAAGCAGAUAGGAAACGUCAAGAUAAGGUACAUGAAAAGAAUAAGAGGGUGCCUAAGGAUAAACCACAAGCUGAUGGAGAGGAAGUGAGGAAGAAAGAACAAGAAAAUGGAAAGAAGGAAGAAAUAGCACGGAAGGGAGAAAGCAGAAUUAGGGAGGGGGCAAAAACUGCACCUUUCCUUGCUACAAUUAAAAAGGGUGGUAAAAACUUUAGAGUGUUUAGUACAGACACUGGAAUAAAAAGUAAUGAGCAGGGUAUGAAGGGAGGAAUUAAUAGUGUUUUCAAGGCUGGUAGCUCUCGAUAUUUAGUUCCUGUGAAAGGGACAUUUCAAUCUCCUCCCAAAACUUCUGCUUGGCAAUCAAACAAUACUAUGUCAUUGCCUAGUAAGAGUUUUCUAAUGAAUUUGAAACUUGGGACACAGCCAACAAAACCAGUUAAUUCUGGUGAUGUUGCUUUAUUUUCAGACAGCAGCAAUUCUGUUGGUUGCACCACAUGUACAGGGAACAUGGAUUCUGCUUGGAAUAAAACAGACUGGACAAAAUCUCGGGGGAAAGGAGGCAACAUUAUAACUGAAAGUGUUUCUAGACAAGAACUUGGUAAUGCUAAUGGUAAGGGAGAUAAAGAUUCUAGCACCGUUGAAGCUCAGAACCCUUCAGGGAAUUGUGUCAGCCACAGUCCAGGAAUUAAACAGUUGCAUCCUCGUGUGGGCUUUCAACUGCAGCCAUCAUCUCCAAUGGCAGAGAACACAAACUCAUUGGAUUCUCAUCUUACAUGUCCUUCAGCAUCAUGCUUAGUAGUUACUCCCCCAUACGUGAGAAGUUCAUUGGAACAUGAUACACAGUUUGAGGUUGGCAAAAAGUCUAUAAAUGAAGCUCCAGUUUCGUUGUCUUCGAGCCAUUUUGCCAAUGUCUUACUUACUUCAGCAGCCACUACAUCAAUGCCAGACAGUUCAGUUCCAGAGUAUAUUUCCCAACCAAUGAAUUUAGACAACUCUGUUCCAUCUCAUGUUAAUAUAUCACCAGAUAAGUCAGUACCAGCUGAAGGUAAUCCUAUUGAAGAGUUUUUAAGUCCACGGAAUCCUGUCUCUUUGAAAAUGCCGGUCUCUGAAUCACUUAACAGCUCUUCUUUGAACCUUAAAACCAAAGUUAUAUCUGACGCACAGACAAUCAGGGUCUCGUCUCCCAUGGGUGCACCUGUACGUACUCCUAUCCAGAGACCUGCACCAAUUGAGUUGCCUAUCUCCAAAUUGUUGCCUUCGGAUAUUGUUGAUGAAGUGCACAUCACUGGAGAUCAGUUUCCUCCAAUUACAGAACCUUGGGGCUUACGAUCAUUGUCUCUAGAUUGUCCACACGAUGCAUUUAAACAAUUCAAAUGGCAGAUGUGGGAGACACCACAGCUUGGACAGAAUAGCCUUCCUAAUUUAGUAGGACUUUCUCGCCUACCUGUUGGCAAUGGUGUGUUUAAACAGGGAAAUGAUUUUUUACCCCCAUGUUCUGAGGGAACUUUGAUGUCACCAUUUGAACCUGAAUCUCAUCUCCCUUCAUCCCUUUUCUCUCCACAACAGAAGUCUAGUAACCGAAUCCAAAGCAGCAGCAACCCCAUAGGUGGGGCAUCAAUUUCAACUAGUAAUAGUUUGUGGCUGAAUCAGCCAGCAUUUGAAUCUGCAGAAGAAAUUUGGAAUAUUCCCAAUCAUCAUCAGGUGACCCCCAGUUUUUCCAAUGGAGGUAUGAAAGGAGAAGUGGAAGAUUCUGUUAUCACUACGGAUUGCCGCCCAUACGAGCAGAAUAAAAGCAACUUUUGGCCCAAGUCUGGGAAGGAUGCCAUGGACAAGAGCAAGUGGUCAGCUGAAGCAGCUUCAGAAAAUUCAUGUUGGUUAACUACAAUAAAGGCCUCAGAGAGGCCACAUAUUGCAGGGAUUUAUCCUCCACCUCAUGUACAGUCUGUUUGGUCAUACAAGUAAAUUGACGUUGGUACUUUCUUGAUUUAAAUUUUCCACUUUGUUCCUCAGAUUAUUCCAUGGCGGUUGUCCUAUGAAUCUUUGAGUUAACCAUGCUUGGUCACAGUGCUUCUUUUGUCAUUUGCCAGCUAUAUAAGGCCACAUUACGGGGUGUGAGUUGAUUUGAGUUCAUUAGAGAUUCACACCAAUGUGAUCUGUAUGAGGCUAGAAACUGUGGCCUCAGGAUAGCUGUCAUGAAAGGAAUGAAGAGUACCAUAUUUUUCUUGUUCAGAUUCAGAUAUUUAGUUUGUAUUUGUUCUUGCACUUUUAAAAUGUCUUGUCCCGUGCCCAUAGGGAGAGUUAAGAAUGUUUUGUCACCCAUUUCUUGUUUUCCAAUACAACAACCUUCUUCAUGAUUUUUCA
This is a messenger RNA of Cryptomeria japonica (Japanese cedar), 4412 nucleotides long. RefSeq lists its product as uncharacterized. NCBI's taxonomy places the organism in Eukaryota, Viridiplantae, Streptophyta, Pinopsida, Cupressales, Cupressaceae. The coding region runs from base 942 to 4013 and encodes 1023 amino acids. The transcript has 3 exons. The record is from RefSeq and is a predicted model, not a curated record.